This is a messenger RNA of Cynoglossus semilaevis (tongue sole), 3562 nucleotides long. It is a transcript of the gene nfatc4, whose product is annotated as nuclear factor of activated T cells 4. The transcript has 14 exons. Gene Ontology annotation, molecular function: transcription factor binding; DNA-binding transcription factor activity, RNA polymerase II-specific; RNA polymerase II cis-regulatory region sequence-specific DNA binding. Gene Ontology annotation, biological process: calcineurin-NFAT signaling cascade; cytokine production; regulation of transcription by RNA polymerase II. The record is from RefSeq and is a predicted model, not a curated record. NCBI's taxonomy places the organism in Eukaryota, Metazoa, Chordata, Actinopteri, Pleuronectiformes, Cynoglossidae. Bases 623 to 3361 code for a protein of 912 amino acids. Gene Ontology annotation, cellular component: transcription regulator complex.
GGAGGGAGGGGGAGGAAGGGAGGGAGAUGGCUCUGAAAGAAUAACCUCCAGAGUGAGCGAAGGAGAGAGGGGGAGUGAGCAGGGGGCAGAGGAAGGAGGGAUGGAAGGAGGUGGGCAGGGGAGGAUGACUGACAGGGCGAGGGUCCAAUGGGAGAGGAGCAGCGGAUCAACUGGAGUUGGGAAACCCACCCAAAGGCAAUUAAGGGUAAAGGACGACAAAAAUAUCUGAUCAACUUUUUCCUCCGUCAGUGUUUUUCUCUCUCUACUGUAGGUGACGCUGCAGGGAUGGAGCCCAGAGGAAGAAGCCCCCUCUCCCCGGGAACUAUACUUUGGAGAGGACUCUGAGGGCAGAGAUCCGGAGCUGGACUUGCCUUGAAGUUCAUCCAGUCUGGAAAAGUUUCAAGGAUCCGAUCGAGACGCGCAGGCACCGUCGUGUGCGUGGAAGCGGCGUGGAAAAGUUCGACCCAGACCCUUUCCUGGCGCGGGGAUGGUUUGCGCAAUGACGCACAAAGAGACGAGAUAGAUCUUUUUAUUUUUAAAUAUUUUCUGAGCAAUCUGAAGUGACAGGAGAAGAUAAGAUCGUAUCUCAGUGUCCGGGUUCCGUCACUGGUGCCGGAAGGCGAUGGGGGCCGCGCCGGGCCCGGGCUGGGAGGAGGGCGAGUUCGAGUUCAAGUUAGUGUUCGAAGAGGAUCCGCCGCCGCGGCAGAACCGGGGACCAGAGCCGGUGCGGACAGUGGAACAGGAGAGUCCCGGAGCCGGGGAGGAGACUGAGGGAGUCCUGCAGCAGCUGGACUCCUGCACCGGCGGUGGAGACGGGAACGGCAGCUGCAGCCUGGGUCAGGUCACAGACAACCACUUGGCUGCCACCCAUGCAGCCCACUCCAUCAGCAUCCCCAGCCCGCCUCCCUCAGCCAGUCAGCGGGCUGGGAUGCACUCUCCGCCUCCGCGACGGGCUCCGGUCAGAGAGUUCAGCGGAACUUACGAGAGUCUGCCAGCACGGUCGGUGCAGGUUUCAGAGUCUCGUGUGGUGGAAUGUCCCAGUAUCCAGAUCACCACCAUCUCCCCUGAAGACGACCCUGCAUCCAACGUCUCCAACUACUGGGACAUGGGAGGUGGAGGAGGGUGGGACAGAGAACGCCUCUACCUCCCCCUGCUGGACCCUUUCACCUACCGUGACCGUUGUCCAGGUUCCCUCAGCCCCAGCCCCGCUUCCAGCCCCUCCUCCCGUGGCUGGCUGAGCCCCGCCUCCAGCUGCGACUCCCUGCUGGUGGAGGAUGAUGAGCUCAACGAGGCCGCCGUCCACUUCGGUCUCUCUCCGUCGUCCAGGCCUACGUCCCCUGGUGGUAAGAAACGCCGCAACUCCCCUCUGGCCUCUCCCUGUACCUCGCGGAGGAGCAGUUACUCAGAAGAACUGCAGGGGUGCAACCUGGAGGGCGGGGACUCCAGCCUGCAGACACAGGCUCCGCCCAGCAGCUGUGAGCUCAGCAUCCCACAGAAAACAAGGAAGACCUCAUUGGAACAGCUGUCUCCCAGGGAGGUGGAUCAGGAGCAGGCUCCAGGCCACAGCUCCCCCUGCCCACUGCCUGAGGCCCAGCAGGUCAGGAGAGAGCCUCCUCCACUGGGCAUGGACUACCUCUCUGUGCCCCCUGCCCUGGCCUGGGGCAGAUCUCGAGCCAAUGCCCACAGCCCGCUCUUCAGGUCUAACGCCCUGCCGCCCCUGGACUGGCCGCUGCCGUCCCAGUUUGACCAGUACGAGCUGCACAUCGAGGUGCAGCCUCGUCCUCACCACAGAGCUCACUACGAGACGGAGGGCAGCAGAGGAGCUGUCAAGGCUGCACCCAGCGGACAUCCAGUGGUCAAGCUGAGUGGAUACACAGACAGGAAACCUCUGUCUCUACAGGUGUUUGUUGGAACAGCUGACGACAGGUCCAUCAGGCCCCACCCCUUCUAUCAGAUACACAGAGUGACAGGGAAGAUGGUUGGCACUGCCAGUCACGAGAGCGUCCAGGCUGGAACCAAGCUGCUGGACAUUCCCCUCAACCCUGAGAACAACAUGACUGCACUCAUCGACUGCGCUGGGAUCCUGAAGCUGAGGAACUCAGACAUUGAGCUGAGGAAAGGAGAGACAGACGUCGGCAGGAAGAACACCAGAGUCCGCUUGGUGUUUCGCACCCACCUUCCUCUAGCGCCCCCCGUGGGCCCGCCUGGCCGGGUUCUGGCUCUGCAGGUUGCUUCGUUGCCCAUUGAAUGCUCCCAGCGUUCAGCUCAGGAGCUGCCCGUCAUCGAGUCCGUCAGCCUCACUUCCUGCUCCGUGGAGGGUGGCGAGGAACUUCUGCUGAGCGGCACCAACUUCCUGCCCAUCUCCAGAGUCCUGUUCAUGGAGAGAGGGACAGAUGGUAAAUUACAGUGGGAGGAAGAGGCUCAUGUGGACCGUGAGCACAGUAACGAGUGUCUGCUGCGGGUGAGAGUUCCAGCCUACAGCGACCUGUCCGUCAGUCGACCCAUGUCUGUCAGUCUGUACGUCUCUAACGGGAAGAGGAAGAGAAGCAGCACUCACUGCUUCAAGUUUCUCCCCAUCAUUUUUAAAGAGGAAGACCCUCUGUUGUCCAGACCCUCACUGCUGCCUCUGGACAGAGGGACCGUGUGUCCUGUGGAGGGUCAGCCCAGGAUGGACCGAGGCUUCCACCCUGCAGCUGAAGACCGAGCUCUGGGCUUCCACCUGCCCCCUUACCCCACCACCUACUCUCCUCCCUGCCCCUCCAUGAGCUACCAGGAGGAGUUCUGCUCCAAACCUGAGUCUUCUGUUCCAGAGGAACCCGGAGGCUCCAGAGCAGCUCUCUCUGAACGUCACCCCAGCUUCGAGAACCUUGAGCUGGGCUUCACGGAGCUCCUUCCUCCCCUGUACCCCCGUGGUCCACAGCCCCCCUCCCCGUCCCCUUCUCCGUGGCUGGACUCUCCCUACCUCUCCUCCUCACCCUCUCCUUCCCACUCCUCCUCUCUCAGUCCAUUUCCAGCGGGCAGCCCCAUCUCUAGCUCCCCUCUACCUCCUAUACCUACCUCCCCUUACCCACACUACACCACUUACCCUCAGGAGGUGUGUCCGUCACCUCCCUCUCACCCCAGUGCCUACCAGGACAUCUGCCCAGCACCUUACUCCCAUUAUGACGGCUGGGAUCAACAGGGGAGGGAGAUGGGAGUGGGACAUGGAGGAGAGAGGGAGGUGAAGAUGCAGGAAUGUCCUUUGGACUUCACCAGCUCAGUGGCCAUGCACCACAUUACCUUUGAAGAAGUUUCCGAGUACAUCGGAGAGAACUUCCAGUCGUACCAGUCAGGCUCACAGAUGGACAACCAGCCAAACUGAGGUCUCUCUCUCUCCUGUUGUAGGUCAGCAGCCAUUUACACCCUCCGUGCACUCCAGUCUCUCUGUGACCCGUGAUAGUCGACAGGGGAAUUCAAAUUACCAGGACACUGUUGUAUUGAUGACCACAAGUAACUGAUACAGUUUCACAAAAGGGAAACUAAUGUUUUCAAUAUAAAUUAUACAAUAAACUGUUUAAAUUUG